This is a messenger RNA of Vombatus ursinus (common wombat), 1245 nucleotides long. Its product is annotated as tumor necrosis factor ligand superfamily member 8-like. Gene Ontology annotation, molecular function: tumor necrosis factor receptor binding. Lineage: Eukaryota; Metazoa; Chordata; Mammalia; Diprotodontia; Vombatidae. Bases 391 to 1101 code for a protein of 236 amino acids. Gene Ontology annotation, cellular component: membrane. The transcript is spliced from 4 exons. Gene Ontology annotation, biological process: CD8-positive, alpha-beta T cell differentiation; immune response. The record is from RefSeq and is a predicted model, not a curated record.
AGAAAGCACUAGCUGAAGCACUAAGCUGCCACCACCGGUGACUAUAAGUGAAACACAAGUCACUCCACACAACUUCACACACAAAGAGAGCCGGGGGUGAGAUUGCUUCCCACUCGCCUUCUGACAUCAGACCCCUUCGAUGUAGCUCACCAGACGACCAGCAACAAAAUCCUUGGCAAGAAAAUGAAUCUCUUUCUCCCAUCGCCUGCUGCCUUUCACUUCACGCCCCCAGAGAGGUCUUUCUUCAUCCGACAAACAGUGAAGAUUUUUUUUCCAGGUCACAUGAUCCAGGAUGAAGGGGGAAAAUCCUACUUGGAACAGAGAUGGCCUGUGAGUCUCAACAGAUCAAGGGCGAUAAGGUGUGAGGUGGAGGGGGGUGGUAUAUAAAGAAUGUCUUCUGUACCACAGCAAACGUCCCUCCACCAACUGAAUGCUUCUCUUGGGGCAGCCAUGAAUGUGUCUGAAGGCACAGUCACAAGCCACCUCAGGGCCACUAGCCGGACUUAUUUUUAUUUCACCACAGCUACCCUGGUUCUGUGUCUCAUCUUUACUCUGGCGACUAUAAUGGUCUUAGUAGUUCAGAAGAAGGAACCCAUCCCGCAGCCACCUGAGAAGUUCCCCCUUAUAGGAGGAAAUUGCUCAUUGGACAUCUUAAGUAUCCUGAAGAAGCCUCUAGGGACUGAGUCAUCAGCAUAUCUACAAGUUUCUAAGCCAAUACGCAAUUCCAAACUGACCUGGAACAAAGAUGGCAUCCUCAAUGGCAUUGGAUAUCAUAAUGGAAAUCUGAUCAUCCAAUCUCCAGGAUGGUACAUCAUCUAUUGCCAGUUGCAAUUUGUUGUGCCAAAUUGCCCAGAUAAUCCUAUUGACCUGAAGUUGGAACUUCUCAUCAAUAACAAAACAAAGAAGCAAACUCUGGUUACUGUGUGUGAAUCAAAAACGGGAACAAAGAACAUCUAUAGGAACCUCUCCCAGUUCUUUCUGGAGAAUCUAAAUGUCAACAAUACUGUGUCCAUCAAGGUCAAAGAAUUCCAAUACGUGGAUACAAAUACCUUUCCUCUUGAAAGCGUGUUGGCAGCCUUCAAGUAUAGCAAUUCUAACUGAGCAACCUCAUUUGGCCCUUGGAGAGAAACCCAACACCAAUACCACACAUCAUGUAUAGCUUUUCAUAGACUAAUGGGGAAAAAAGAAGCCUUUUCACUGGAGACCUUUAUCAUUAGAUUAAAAUCCCAAACAGUGUGAAACAUA